AUGGCUGAAUCAGAGAAUUUUGAGGAGGAUCUCUUUGCAGACCUCUACGAGGACGGCGACGCUCCCAAAGGUGCAACUGGCCCACAGCCUCCCAAAACUGCCGAGCCUGCUGCUCCCAGCGCACCAGCCGCGCAGCCUGCCUCGGCCGAGCCAGCAAACAACCAAAGCGGCAACGCCAUGGAUCAAGGUGAUGACGAUGACGACGAAGACGAUGUCGAUUUCAAUCUCGGCGGUGGCGGUGGCGCUCCCGCAUCAAACAACCACGCUCCUACACAGUCAGAAGAAGAGCCUGAGUUUACAGCGCCUCCACUGGGCACGGUGCACAAGGCCAGUGCCAAAGAUGAUGGUAAAAUGUUUAUUGGCGGUCUAAACUGGGAAACCACAGAUCAAUCCCUGCGAGACUACUUUUCUCAAUUUGGUGAAGUCGUUGAAUGCACCGUCAUGCGCGACAGCAACACAGGCAGAUCCAGAGGAUUUGGUUUCCUCACAUUCAAGGAUGCCAAGACUGUUAACAUCGUCAUGGUCAAGGAGCAUUAUCUGGAUGGCAAAAUCAUUGAUCCCAAGCGGGCUAUCCCUCGCGAUGAACAAGAAAAAACGAGCAAGAUUUUUGUCGGUGGUGUCAGUCAAGACACGACAGACCAAGAAUUUAGAGACUUCUUCGCGCAAUUCGGCCGUGUCAUCGAUGCCACUCUGAUGAUGGAUAAGGACACUGGACGACCGAGAGGCUUCGGUUUUGUUACGUUUGAAAGUGAGGCUGGUGUCGACAAUUGCAUCAGCAUCCCUCUCGAAAUACACGGCAAGCCUAUUGAGGUGAAGCGUGCACAGCCCCGCGGCAACUUGCGUGAAGAAGAAGAGGCGGCGAAGCGCGGCAAAUUCAAAAAGGUAGAUGACCAAGGGCAGGGCAUGCAGCAAAUGGGUAAUAGCGGCAUGACCCCUCAAGUCAUGGCGCAAUACUUCCAGCGUAUGCAGCAGUACUUUGCCAUGAUGCAGUCGCAGAUGGCCAUGAACCGUGGUAUGAACAUGAACCCGGCCAUGUGGCAGAACAUGAUGCAGAUGCAACAAAUGCAACAGAUGAUGGGCCGUGGCGGUGGUGGCCAGGGUGGCUCCAACAUGAUGGGCAACAUGAACCCUCAAAUGAUGCAGCAGAUGCAGCAGCAGAUGAUGCAACAGCAACAGCAGCAGCAAGGCGGUGCUAGCCCUACGAGCCAGGGUAACGGCGGUGGCGGCUCGCAAGGCGGCUUUGAGAACAACAGCUUCGACCAGUUCCAACAACAACCUCCGCAGGGCCCGGGGGGUGCUCGCCGAGGCGGUCGUGGCGGCUUUGGCGGUGGUCAAGGAGGCUACGGCGGCAUGGGCGGCGGUCAGCAAGGCGGCAAUGCGACGUCCUGGGAGGGCAUGUAUGAUGAACCCCAACCUGGCGGCUAUGGCCGAGGCAGCCACGAUGCUCCCCCGGCCAACGCACCCACGGGACCCAAGAACCCCGGCCGCGGUGGCGGCGGCGGCGGCAGCGGCAGCUAUCGCGGUGGUAGCCGUGGCAGCAGCCGAGGUUUCCACCCGUACGCCAGGUAG
Molecule: messenger RNA, 1569 nt
Organism: Beauveria bassiana ARSEF 2860
Lineage: Eukaryota; Fungi; Ascomycota; Sordariomycetes; Hypocreales; Cordycipitaceae
Product: RNA recognition domain-containing protein
Exons: 5
Coding region: 1-1569 (522 amino acids)
Molecular function (GO): RNA binding
Source: RefSeq, a predicted model, not a curated record